UUAUAUUCUUCUCACCAACGGUGAAGGUUGUAAACAUAUUUACACAGUUUUAUAUAAAUAAAACAAAAAAUUAUUUAUCUUAAAGAAAACGGAAAAAAAAAAUUGAAAAGAAAGUCUUUUUAUUUGACACUAUCUAAUUUCGUGCGUGUGUGUUCAGAGAGCAAAGGCAAAGGACUUUAGGCAUGGAGUUGAACCUGAGCAGCGCCAUGUCGGGCGCGACCCUCAACUCGGGGUCGGUGAUGUUGAGAGCUCGCAAGAUCAAAAACAAGCGUCUGUUGCCGACCUUUGAUCUGUCGCUGGAGCAGAAGAUUGACAUCAAAAAGGCCUUCGAUCUGUUUGAUACGGAAUGCACCGGUUUUAUUGAGGUAAAGGAGCUGCGCGUCGCAAUACGUGCGUUGGGCUUUGAGCCGAACAAGGAAGAGAUUAAAAAUAUGAUGGAUGAGAUCGAUAAGGAUAAGACAGGACGCAUUGCGUUCAACGAUUUCUUGCACCUGAUGCGCUUGAAAAUGGCCGCAAAGGACUCCAAGCAGGAUAUACUAAAGGCCUUCUCCUUUUUCGACGACGAUCGCACCGGUCGCAUUUCGUUCAACAAUCUAAAGCGUGUCGCCUCCGAGCUGGGCGAGAAACUCACCGACGAGGAGCUCCAGGAGAUGAUCGACGAGGCUGACUUGGAUGGUGAUGGUGAAGUGUGCCGCGAAGAAUUCCUGACUGUGAUGAAGAAAACCAAUUUGAUUUAAAACCCGCAACCCAGGCAGGUCUAAGACACGCCCCGACUCUGGCUUAUAUUCGAAACACGCACACAGAGGAAACGACGUUCUAGUGCUCGACACUCGUUAUAAUAGCUAGCUAAUCAGAUUUCAGGCAGCCCACAACAUUUCAUCCCCCCACUUAAUCCCCCCAACUAUAUAUAUUGACAUAUCACAAAAUAUUUCUUGAAGAAGUUUGGAUAUGCUUCGGUUUAAUAAAGCACGUGUGCAGAAGAAAACAG
Messenger RNA from Drosophila virilis, 988 nucleotides. RefSeq lists its product as uncharacterized. Lineage: Eukaryota; Metazoa; Arthropoda; Insecta; Diptera; Drosophilidae. Gene Ontology annotation, molecular function: calcium ion binding. The record is from RefSeq and is a predicted model, not a curated record. Gene Ontology annotation, biological process: mitotic cell cycle; centriole replication. Gene Ontology annotation, cellular component: centrosome; centriole.